Ochlerotatus camptorhynchus is the source of this 1533-nucleotide messenger RNA. RefSeq lists its product as uncharacterized. The transcript has 2 exons. The record is from RefSeq and is a predicted model, not a curated record. Gene Ontology annotation, molecular function: protein binding. Bases 10 to 1533 code for a protein of 507 amino acids. NCBI's taxonomy places the organism in Eukaryota, Metazoa, Arthropoda, Insecta, Diptera, Culicidae.
CCGAUUUCAAUGGCGCUCUCCAAAACAACCGGAACCCACAUCCAUCACCUUCCGGAGGAAACUAUCGAUUAUAUAAUGAGCUUCCUUCCGCUGUGCGAUCGCAAAGCAUCUUCUCUCGUAUGCCGACGCUGGGCUGUACUGGCUUUUUCGUACCGCUAUCUGGCUAGCGUUCGGCUGAGACUCAAAGAGCAGGAACUAAUCGAGAAGCGAUUGGUUGUUGACGUGUUGGAGAAAAGUUGGCGAACGUACCGGAACCUGACGGUGGACUUCGGUAGCAGUGGAAUAGACGUGGUGUUGAUUUUGGUGAUUCUGAUAAAGUUUGGUGAAUAUAUUGAGGUAUUCGGUAGCCAGUCGUUGUUCACACCGGUACAAUUGAAGGAAAUGCUUCAGAAAUUACCAAAUUUGAGGAGACUGGUCGUCAAUGUCACCAACGACGCUGAGGCUUAUUUGAGAACGCAGGAGUUUCCGGUGUUGGCACAUCUAGUCGAUUUAAGAUCAACCGACGCUAUUUUCGAUGUACCGGGUUUUAACGUCUCUCGGGUGAUGCCCAGUGUGCGGAAUUUGAGUAUGUAUUUCCGACGCAACGUUACGGAGACUUCGUUUCAAGCGUUGGGAGCAUUGUCGCCACAGUUAAAAACAUUGGAGGUCUUUGCAGACUUCAAUCGAGCUCCGAUUGAACUGUUGGAUUUACGUCACUUGGAAACGCUUAAGCUUUGGGGAACUAAUUUCUAUUUGGAUAAUGAGUCGUUGCGUCAGCUUUUCACGGGUAUUCCCAAGCUAAACGUACUUUUUCUCCACAUUCGAAUGUCGGUUUCACUGUUAGAAGUGAUUUGCGACAACUGUCCUCAGUUGACCACUUUUGGAUUCAUCGCAGAUAGGAUGGAACAUAGAUCGCUUUGCAUUCUGGAGAAGCUAAAGAACUUAAAGAUUCUUCUCAUCGAUGGAUGCCUGAAACACCACAUGAUUGAUGGCUGUAAACCGUUACCGACCGUUGAAACCUUCUGUCUCUAUUGGCACAAGAAGCUUCUCGAUCAGGGAGCAUUCGUCAAGCAGUUGAACUACAUGCUACCGAGCGUUCGGGCUCUCAAGGUCAUUGGCACCCGGAGCAAGCAAAUGGACAAUGCUCUUAUGAUCCACAUCGGUAGAAUCUUCACCAAGCUCAAUCGAUUGACCGUGGCAGAUUUCGAGUUUCCCGAGGAGAGGCAGCUUGCGGGCGAUGGUUUUGAUUGGCUUGGGGAUCUGGUAAACGUAGAGCAGCUAACUCUUAGCAGUAUGGCACUGAUGAGGAUCGGUUCACAACGGCAGAGCAGUGUCAAGCGGCUGCGGUUGGAGCAUUUUGACUGGUUGCUGGGGGAUAGCUUGCUGCAGGUGGCAAACAUAUUUCCCUGUUUGAAGUAUUUGAAGAUAAACCGGUGUGCACUGAUCACGGGCAAGGAUGUGGAGAUGGCUCAGCGAGCGAUGCCCAACUGCGUGAUCAAUUUCGUUGACCGAAAGCCACGGUGGUUGUAUCGUGCCGUUCUCAGCGUUGCUUGA